AUGUCCGAGACUUUCUGGCUGCAGCCUUGGAAGCCUGUGAUUGCGGAGGUUCAGACGACGCUUGCCUGGGCUCGGCGAACACACCGCUGGGGCAAGGAGAUUCCUCACAUCCCUGUGCUGGGCCAAGCCAUCCAGAGUGGCGACAUCUUGGAGGCUGUGCAGAGAGCAGUUCUGAUCACAUUCCUGAUCCAGGAUCUUGGGGUGAAAAGCUAG
Symbiodinium pilosum is the source of this 213-nucleotide messenger RNA. The record is from the annotation of a GenBank genome assembly. NCBI's taxonomy places the organism in Eukaryota, Dinophyceae, Suessiales, Symbiodiniaceae.